GAAGAAACCCAUCCCAGGCAUCCAGAGACUACUAUUCUCCUCCUGUUUUCAAGAUCAACUCCUUCGGUUCGAUUUACCCAGAAAAAAAAAAAGAAAAGGCCUAUUGUCUGUCUUACUCUUAACUAUACCAUGGUCCAUAUGUGUACAGUCUCAAUUCCCACAUGUCCAUAUUUCUAAGCCUCUCAAACACGUACCCACCGUACAAAAUCCAAGUGUCAUUUUCUCCUGCCUCCUUGUUUCAUGUUGCCUCUCUCUCAUUGGUCAAUUCCAACCCUUAUAAAUCUCACCCCCCCACCUCCCCCAAAACCCACUUCCUUCUUCUUCUUCGGUUGCUCUGCAUUUUUUUCACUCUCGCAAAAUAGUUCUUGCCUCCAUUGCUCUCCUAUCUUCCUAACCGGAGUGAAGAAAAUAAGUUAGCAAAUUAGCACCAAAUUCCAACCAUGAUCAAGACUCUCAAUCCUUACUCCAACACAGCGAAAACUGCUGAGAUUAUGUCUAGGUACAGACCCAUAGCUCCGAAACCAGAGCAACCCACAAAUCCUUCCGACGACAACUCUUCCGUGUCGCAGAAGAUCAGAGAAUCUCCUUACCUGAGAAAUCUAUGGCCACAACUGCAGGCCAGGCCCACCAGAACAAGAAAAAGAGGUAGAGCCGCCAUAUCACCACCCACUCUCAAACGACAGAGGAGCCAUGUCCUCGGACUUUCUCCUCCUUGUCAUGUCACUGCUUCCGCCAACAAUCUUUCCUUGCAGGGCUUCGCUCGCCGCCGUCCACAGCUUCCCAUUCCAAACUCCGUCGCUGAAGCUACCGCACCAACCAGCAAUUUGGUGACUCUGCCUCUCCUUCCUCCUAAUUCGGUCCCCAUUGGUGCUAACCAAGCGGUGCUACAGGAACUUGACCUCUUGAAACCCUGUAGAGAAGAAAACCUUUUAGAUUUGAACACCAGCUUUGCCGAAAUCCCAGAGGAGAAGGAUCUUUUGGGUAAAUUACAAGAAUCUCCUUCCACAAACACCUUCAAUGUCAUAGCUCCUCAGCCGGUUCGACCGGUAGGCUCAAGCAUACGCGUUGGGCGUAUCAGUGAGGACCCAAAUUUGGCCUUGGCUACGAAAGGUUGUCGUCCUAAAAAACCAGAGGAGGUCGAAGAGGAAGUCGAGUCGGAAUCGCUGCCGGUGGUGAUAUCGGAUUCGAACAACAAGGUUAGGAUGGUGAAUUCUGCUUACAAGGAGAUGGUGGGCCAGCCUGAAUGUUCGUGGCUUGAUUCGAUGGUGAAUAGCAGUGAUGGUAAGGUAGGUGGGAGCUCAUGCAAGAGAAUCAGUGGGGAGGUAGUUCUUCAACUCUGUGAUUCCAGGAUGCCGAUUUCUUCAAAUGGGUUUUCAUGCUGGGUGAGAAUCGAGUGGGGAAGUGAAAGGAAUAAGAACUCCGUCAAUGCUUUCUGCGAUGUGAUCAGGUUGUCCUGCGAGUCCAAAGACUACCUCUUCACAUGGAGGUUCCACACCCAUACCAGAGAGGCUUCUCAAUCAAGUUGUAAUAUUUGAUAAUAUUUGUGCUGUACAUAUUAUUAGACUUCUCUUUACUACAAAUAUCAAAGUAAUGUAUAUUGA
Ziziphus jujuba (common jujube) is the source of this 1601-nucleotide messenger RNA. RefSeq lists its product as uncharacterized. The transcript has a single exon. The record is from RefSeq and is a predicted model, not a curated record. The coding region runs from base 441 to 1535 and encodes 364 amino acids. NCBI's taxonomy places the organism in Eukaryota, Viridiplantae, Streptophyta, Magnoliopsida, Rosales, Rhamnaceae.